Molecule: messenger RNA, 783 nt
Organism: Aphanomyces invadans
Lineage: Eukaryota; Oomycota; Saprolegniomycetes; Saprolegniales; Verrucalvaceae
Exons: 3
Coding region: 1-783 (260 amino acids)
Biological process (GO): carbohydrate transport
Cellular component (GO): membrane
Molecular function (GO): sugar transmembrane transporter activity
Source: RefSeq, a predicted model, not a curated record
AUGACGAUCGCAGAAGGCCUUGCCACGGUCGUGCAAGUGGUUGCGACGGCAUCGUCGUUCUAUGUUGCGUCAAGUCCAUAUGCGUCGAUCAAGGAAAUCCACGUCAACAAGUCGACAGGCAAACUAUCGGCAAUUCCGCUUCUCUGCAUGCUGCUAAGUUCGUCGAUGUGGCUCUUGUACAGCAUCCUUUUGAGAAAUUUCUUCCCCCUCAUUUUCACCAACGUCGUGUAUCUCUCAUGUGUCAUCGGGUACCUUGCCGUGUACUACAAAUACUCAAACGCGAGGGCAACUCUGCAUCGAUAUUUUUUCGUCGAAGGCGUCUGGAUAAUGUCUGUGUAUUGCUACGCAGCAAUAUCCCCGUCUCCAACGACAACUCGUCUUGAAGUCGUUGGAAUUAUCGCAAUCACGUGCUCAUCCAUCAUGGUUGUUUCUCCUUUGUCAGCGAUCGCAGAAGUCCUCAAAACAAGGAGCGUGGCCCACCUGCCACGUAAAUUGAUUUUCGCGACAUGGAUCAGCAGUGGUGCAUGGUGCCUCACUGGCAUCAUCCUCGACAACGCCUUUAUCAAGUACCCGAAUGCAAUCAACUUCAUCCUUGGGUCGCUCCAGUUGGCCCUCUUUCUGAUCUUCCCAAGCGCCUCUGUUGCCGUUGCGCAGAGCUCAGGAAAAGGCGUCGAUCUCGACCGCGUCGGUCUCUUGACUGCGGAUCCUGACGAAAUUUCGUCGGGGGUUGACAAAUCUUCGCAAGUCGAUACGUAUAUUCACGCGACCCACGACAUCAAGUAG